Molecule: messenger RNA, 2471 nt
Organism: Salvelinus sp. IW2-2015
Lineage: Eukaryota; Metazoa; Chordata; Actinopteri; Salmoniformes; Salmonidae
Product: non-muscle caldesmon-like
Biological process (GO): muscle contraction; signal transduction
Molecular function (GO): actin binding; myosin binding; calmodulin binding
Source: RefSeq, a predicted model, not a curated record
GGAGGAGGAGGGGAGGUGGGCAGUGACUAAAGCCUGUCUCUGUGAGAGGAAAGAGAGUGCUGCUCUGAACGCUCCUCACAUUUUCAACAGGCUGCGCAGGGGACAGGAUCUAAGAGAACAGGAAUCCCUGUGUGUGUGUGUCUGUGUGUGUGUCCGAGAGUGAAUGAGUGAAAAMGGAGUACAUAAAUCUGUCUUAUAGAAACCUCCACGCUGGACAUUGGGCUCAGGACUGGAAGAUACAGAGAGGUUAUUCUGAGGAAGAAGAGGAGCUACACUGUCAAAUUUUUUAUCUGAUUAAAAGGGGAAGAAGAGGAGAAAGGGACAUGUCACGUGCAAUCCCGAGAAGAAACACCAGCAAGCAAGGUUUGCAGAACCUCUUGAAAAUCACCACCCAAAGGAGCGUUGAGGAUGCAGAGGAAGUGGAGCGAGAGCGUCGGCGCAGGGCCCGGGAGUCCUUCCGCAGUAUGGGCAGCACCAGCACCUCGGACCCUGGAGGCCCUUCAUUGGACAAUGUGGUACUGGCUGAGGACGGCCUGUAUGAGAGUGAUCUGAAGCCUAGCAGCAGCUCUCCUUCUAUGGAGGAGGACGAGGGCUUCAGUGACUGGACCCAGCGGUUGGAGAGACGCCGGCAGCAGGCCCAGCGCAUGGAGGAGCUCAGUCAGGCCCCAGAGGAGCAGGACCAGAGGCCCCUGAACGGUGCCGCAAAAGCCCCCACACCACAUACCCUCUCUGCCUCAGCCACCCCCACCACAUCCACCUCUCGUCUGCAGAGACAACACAAGGCAGAAGCGGAGGAUGAGGAAGAGAAGAAGUUGGGAAGAAAGGAAAGUGAGAGGAAAAGGAGGGAGCGAGAGGAGGUGGAGAGAGAAGAGAGGGUGCAAAAGGAGAGGGAGAGAGAAGAGGAGGGAGCGAAACAGAGGCAGGAGAAGAUGAGGGUGCUCAAGAAGAGAGAGGAGGACCAAAGACCAGAUGCUAAGGAGAUGUUCCAGUUGAAGGAGAAGAGAAAAGAUGUGAAGGUCUCCUACACAUCCCAAGUCGUCCUGCAGACGGAGGCAAAGCAUGCUAACACCAACGGAGACACAGCUGGGGAGGAAAUUACAUCAUAUAUGGCCAAAACCAAAUUAAGAGCUCCCAGGGCUGUGGUACAAGUGGCAGUGGUCGCGCCUGAGGAGGAGGCGGAGGCCAUCUUAGAGGCCAAGCUGGUGAAGAUCCGGCGUAGCCAAGCAGAGAAGGAGAACCAGGAGCUUGAGCAGCUCAGACACAAGCAGGCUGAGGCCGAGCAGGAGCUGGAGGAGCUGAAGAGGAGGAGGGAGGAGAGACGCCAGGUCAGGGAGGGGGAGGAGCGCAGGAGCAGGGAGGAGGAGCAGCAGCGCCUGGCCAAGGAGGAGGAAGAAAAGAGGAGGAUGAAGGAGGACAUAGAGAGGAGGAGGAUGGAGGCAGCAGAGAGGAUGAAGAGCCUCAGUACCUCCAGUGUGGAUGGAGAUGAGUUGUUUAGCCCGCUAAAUCCCAAAGGCUCCAUCUACAAGAGAGAGAAUGAUGAGAGUUUGACAGCAGAAAAUACAUUAUUGAUCACAGAAAGAACAGAAUCCUUGAACCGGUCCCUAAAGAAAAGCAACAGCUUCAAGAAGACACAGCCCCCUGUUCUCCUCGCCAAGAUCGAUGACAGGCUGGAGCAGUACACCCACGCCAUUGAGUACUCCCAGGAGGCCAAGGCAGCCAAACAGGGCCUGAUGGACAUCCCCAUGUCACCUGAGGCAGUGUCCUCCAAGAAGCACUUGUUUGAGGCUGGAGAGGCUUGGAACCAGAGCCCGUCCAAAGGCACACCAUCCAAGAAUGCUGAAGGUCUGAAGUUGGGUGUGGCAGACCUGAUCACCCAGUGGGUGAAGGGGAACCCAGAUGGCACAAGCAGGAACUCGCCCCCGAGACCAGCUGAUGUAAAAGCUGGUGACGURAUGCAGAAAAAGAACAUGUGGGAGAUCAUUGGAGAAACAUCCCCUGGGAGAUUAGGGGCAAAGGGCAAUCCAUCUGGUAAAAGGUACAAAUUUGUGAUGACUGCUCAUGGCAAAUAUGCGAAGAUUCCUGUUGAUGAUGAUGAAUAUAUGGAUGAAUACACCAAUGGAAAAGCAGACCUACCCCAUGGUGAAUAUUGAAAAACAUGUGUUGGUGGCAAAGACUUUCUUCUCAAGACGGUAUGAACUUCAACAACACCGGUCAGCUUGUCAGCAAGCCCUGUGACGAUAUCCUGAAGUUGCAUAUCUUUAUACCUUUCCUACCACCUUUAGUAGGUAACUUUAGAGAACUUUUCAAAAGGUUAGCCGUUGCUUUGUUUUGUGUAUCUGUAUAUUCACUUUGUACAAAGCAAUGAGAACUCCCCAAUUCUAUUUCAUCUUCAGACAUAAACUGAGUGUACAAAACAUUAAGAACAUCUGCUGUCUCCGUGACAUAGACUGAUCAGAGGAAUCCAGGUUGAA